This is a messenger RNA of Babesia microti strain RI, 1614 nucleotides long. RefSeq lists its product as hypothetical. Lineage: Eukaryota; Apicomplexa; Aconoidasida; Piroplasmida; Babesiidae. The coding region runs from base 1 to 1614 and encodes 537 amino acids. The record is from RefSeq and is a predicted model, not a curated record. The transcript has 2 exons.
AUGAGUAGCGACGUGGAACUGAUUGGGGAUAGUCCCACUGAUGUGGAUUGGCAUGAGGCCGCGCAAACCGUAUGCCACGAUGAUUACAUUGAAAGAUUAAAAAACGAACGCGAUGAGGCACUUGAGCGGCAGGUGGAUGCUGAAAAGAAACUGGCCAAUGAGGUGAGCCGCGCGGUUGAAAUGGAAACCAGGCUCAGCGCUAGCAAGCAUCAAAUCGCACAGUUGGAGAAGAAGAUAAUUUUGGAUCAAAAUGUCAACAGACAGAAGCUCAAAUCUUUGCAAACGAGUUUAAAUGACAUAUGUGAGCGGGUUAAGAUUAGUGACCAAUCAGUGUACAAGGCAAGACUAAAUCAAUCUCUCAAUGAAGAAAGGCUCAAAACACUCGAAAAUAUGCUCAAAAUUAAAGAUCAGGCCUUGUUAGCAGCUGAAACCGCACUUGUAGCUGCUCAAAAGAAAAUAUCGUAUAACAGCCAGAGCAGGUAUCAGACAGACGAAUCAUCGCUAAUUAGAAAACUAUUGAAGCGUAUUGAUUUUUGCAAAUCCCAGGUUAGGAUUGUAGUGGAACAGUUUGUACAAGAUAAAGAGGAAAGGAAGUGGGCUUUGGAAUGCAUUGAAUUGGAAAAUCGAAUAAACGAAUUGGAAGCAGCGUUACAACAAGAAUCCUGGUCCAAGCUACAAACAAACAACAAAUUAGCGGAGAUAAAUCAGCAACUUCUUGAUGCAAAAUCAGAGUUUUCCCGUCGUGAAAGUAUUUUGUUGAAUAAUGAGAAGAUGGCGCAAGAUCGCUAUGAAAAUCAUAUGAAAUUGUGUUGCAAACAAGAGGAGCAAUUGACUGCAGAGAUCAACAAACUCAAAGCCAAACUAGAGUUAACUGAAAGCAGACUGGAGCUUUGUGAGACACAGCUCAGGGAUGCACAAAAUGAAUUGGAAAACAUUGCAGUUGAUAUAUUCAAUGUAGAUGAUCAAAGCUUGCCAAACUCAAAGAGACAAAGACAAUCACAGAUUUUGGAUAAAAUUUUGGGAACAAUUCAAUUAAUCGCUGGUAAUAUUGAAAAAUCGUUCAAACAAGAAUUGGGCUCUGUCACUUCUUUUAUAGAAAAGAUUCAAUAUGACAAGAUGCUAAAUAGUUUGAAUGAUGAAAUUAGGAAGGGGUUUGAGAGUAUGAGACAUCAAGCACCUUACGUGCCAAUUGAUUCCAUCCCCCAGGAGACUAUUAAGAAACUAAUCGUAAAGUGCCAGAUAGCUGAGGAUAACUUGACAACACUUGAGAAUUCAAAAUCAGCCUCCCAAGAAAUGAUAAAGAAACUGAUAGUAAAAUGCCAAGCAGCUGAGGAAAGGGUAUCCCAACUUACCAAACAAUUGGAAAACAAAAAUGGAAAAUCUAGCACAUCCUCGACUAGGUGCCUAUGCUCUCAUGUUAAAUACAAUGGGAAAUUUGGGCAUGGGUGGAGUAUUUCCAAGCACGCCAGAACGAUGGAAUCACUGGCCAUUUUAAAUGCCAAAUUAAGCAGGUUUAAGGGGGAUAAAUCGGAUAUUAUUCCUCAAGAUAUCGCAGAAUUACUCUACAAGAUGACAGAAAGUCUUUAUGAUAACGGGGAAAUUAAAUCAGAUUAG